Aspergillus candidus is the source of this 781-nucleotide messenger RNA. RefSeq lists its product as uncharacterized. The record is from RefSeq and is a predicted model, not a curated record. Bases 256 to 609 code for a protein of 117 amino acids. Lineage: Eukaryota; Fungi; Ascomycota; Eurotiomycetes; Eurotiales; Aspergillaceae. The transcript has 2 exons.
CUUGGCGUUGUUGAACGCAAAGCAGUUCGUGAUGACGUGGUUGGCCGGUCCGAUGUCUGCGUCGUCGCCGCCGCCGAGUUUGAAGCCGUUGCCGUCACCUUCGAACGGGGUAAAAUCCCAUCUAUGUUGGUCAAUGCCGAUAAUUUCAAGAUUGCAGCAAUCAGGAGGCUGUUUUUUGGAAUCAUCAUACCGGUUGAACCCAUUCCCCCAUGAGAUGGUAUCCUCAAUCGUCACAGCCGACUUGAACUCCCUACCAUGCAAUUAGCCCAGUCUCAACGGUCGACCAAACGUGCGCAAGAAGGGUAUAAAAAGAAAGCACAAACCAAAGAUCCAACCCAUCAUCAACAUUAUCCCACAACCUCGCGCCCUUCAACAGAUUCCCCUCGCCCUCUCCCUCCUUACAAGCAAACCCAUCCGCACUCUCCCCAUUCUUGCGCGGAUCCCGAUUCCCGUACGAGUCGAGAUACAGCACGGUGUUAUUCGCAGACGCACCCUGCAUCUGGAACCCAGUCUCGUAAUUAUUCGCCGUUACGAGCCUCUCGUAGCGGUUGUUCGACGCAUCGCGCGCAUACACUCCGUACGGGCCAUUCACAAGGACAAGGUCGCUAAACACCCAGUAAUCUGCGUCUUGGACGUGAAUGAUGCCGCGGUCUUCGUUGGGGAGAGAGGCGUCUAAGUCUGCAGGUGUGCCAGGAAGAUCCUCCCCGUCGAUAGUAACCUUUUCGCUUUUGUACGCACGAAGCGUGUAUGGUGCUGACGCCGUCCCACUUUUCGUGACCUG